GUUUUCUUCUUGCUAUCGCUAUAUUGUAUCCUCGUCAGCGGCGUCUCCUAUCUGCUUCUCAUUUUAUCUUCAUAAAGCAGGUGGGCGACAAACAUCGCUCCGUCGAAAUCGCCCUUCAAGUUCACCGCCUAAGGAGACGUGAAGCACUCGAAUCGUCCCGGAGUCGAAAGUGGAGGAUCGUAUACAAAGUCCAAACUCCACAUAUUCACCGUCACUCGUAACCAUCAGCAAUGUCUACCUCACUCUACACCCCAAUAUUUCCCACAUCCGAAGCCAUCUCUGCCAAGUUAGAAUCUCUACAGGAACCCAGACCGAAGGCGUCGCCGACUAACCGCAAACUCCCAGACUCCAUCGGCGUAGCUCGUACUCGAGCUCGGACUCGCAACGCAAACACCGUGAACGGCAACGCCUCUCUCCAUACCUCUACAUCUUCCACCACCAUAUCCACUGCCACAUCAUCCUCCAGAUCCUCCUCGAACAGCGCCAAACUGGCAUCUUCACAUACAUCCUCUGCUCUCAAAACCCCCUCCACCUCCAAAGCUGCUUCCAAUCGCCCUUCGACCUCGAAGACAAAACCAACGCCGAAUGCAAAGAAACAGAAACGUCACCAUUACGGAAGCAAGCUUCGCAAGAUGCACCUCGCACUCUCUCAACUCCCGCACGAACUUGCACCUCCUUCGCCUACGCAGUCUUACGCCUCUCUUCCUCUGCCCCUUGUCAACGGCCGUAGUAACGGCCCCGUUCCGCUUGCGGGCGAUUCGUCGUCGAUACCGGGGUUACCACUCGCUCCUCGAACUCCUAAGACCAACGACACUCGGGCCAACAACACGAAAGAGGGCACCAUAACCCCAGACACGACCGGCGACAACAGAGUAGAUCCAAAGUACGUUGAGGACCUCACGCGCAAAAUCCGCCACGCGAUUCGUCAAGCGAAUGAUGACCCCACGUCGGCGAAAUGGACACAUGUACAUGCGCUGGUCAGGAUGGGAUGUACGACUGGGAGGUGGUUGGGUGUUACAGGGGGGUUGACGUCGGCUGGGAGGGAUAGGGCUGGUCCGAUGCUGUAUGAGCAGGAGGAGGAAGAGGCAGGAGAGGGGGAGGAGGAAGGAGAAGGACCGAAGCGGACAAAAUGGCUGCUUGCGGAGACGGAGGAGGAAUGGGAGGAGUGGGAGAAGCAGAGAGAGGAGGAGAGGAAGAGGAGGGAUGCGAAGGGUAAAGGGAAGGCCAGCGCUUUUCCUUCUCUUCCGUCUGCUCCGGCUUCGGCCCUUGGGCCUGCUGGGACUGUUAUAUUGGCUGGUGGCGCAAGUAGAGGAAAGAUAAAACAGGGCGACGAUGCGAAGGGGAAGAGCAAGAAGACCGACGAGGCAUCUACGGUGGCGAAGAAAACCCCGGCAGUACGUCCGGCCGCGACCGCUACGACUGGCUCGACUUCCACUAUAGUCAACCCGAAGACCUCCGUCAAGGCGACUAUGAAGCCGAGGUCGUCCGCCACCGCCACAACUGCCACCACCAGCAUUAUCACCGGCGAUACAUCAUCCACUACUCGUCCUCAAGCUACAAGCACUUCCGUGACCUCAGCAACCACAGCCUACCCAUUUACCUCUAUACUCACUAGCCCUCUCGCAUCUCGUACUGAGUCCGUUCCCGCAAAUGGUCUCGCCCCAGUCGCGGCUGCAGCGACCGUUACUCCAGCUCCAGCUCAACCUGCCCAAACCACAGACGAGACACCAGCACCAGCACCAGUACCUGUACCUCUGUUACCUCCAGCGAGCUCCCAGGCGGACGAUAUAUUUGGCGUGCCGUCUACAUCUCAACGCAUCCGUGCCGAAGUCGGACGAUGGAAGAGUUCCCUGACUGUCCAGCAGCAGAAGAAAAUGGACGAGAUCGUACGAACAAACGCGGUGUCCGGGGAAGUCUUACAAGUCACAGAAGAAGAGAUGGUGUCCAGUUCGCAGUCACAGCCGCAAUCCCAGGAUCCACAACCACAGGCGCAGGCGCAGGGCAAGAAGCAGAGUCCGCUGGAGUUCGCGGUGAGGAAGCAGGGCGCUGUGGCUAAUGCUGUGGGUAACAAGAAGGACGGGAACAAGGAUAAGGUCAAGGUUGUGGGGAAGGCGUCGAGGUUCUUCGAUGCUAAUGACGUUGGUCCGGUUGCUGGUGCUGCGGCAGGCAGCAGUGCUGGUAGGGAUGCACAUGCAGGGGACAAAGAGGCGGAGAAGGAAGUGGAGAAGGAGCUCCAUGCCGAGGCGCAUGACGAGACUCCGGAUAAGAGCGAGGGCAAAGCGAAGGAAGUAGAGCCUGAAGUCGAGGACGAGGCGCAGGCACAGGCGGAGGAGGCGGAGGUUGAAGCUGAAACUCAGACCGACGAUGCGACCGAUGCUCCCAAAGUGAGCAGCAUUUAUGAUGUGCCCGAG
Molecule: messenger RNA, 2411 nt
Organism: Stereum hirsutum FP-91666 SS1
Lineage: Eukaryota; Fungi; Basidiomycota; Agaricomycetes; Russulales; Stereaceae
Exons: 2
Source: RefSeq, a predicted model, not a curated record